This is a messenger RNA of Seriola dumerili (greater amberjack), 5507 nucleotides long. RefSeq names its product DDB1- and CUL4-associated factor 1-like. Gene Ontology annotation, molecular function: nuclear estrogen receptor binding; histone H2AT120 kinase activity. The transcript has 30 exons. Bases 120 to 4940 code for a protein of 1606 amino acids. The record is from RefSeq and is a predicted model, not a curated record. Gene Ontology annotation, biological process: protein ubiquitination. NCBI's taxonomy places the organism in Eukaryota, Metazoa, Chordata, Actinopteri, Carangiformes, Carangidae. Gene Ontology annotation, cellular component: Cul4-RING E3 ubiquitin ligase complex; nucleus.
UCGCCCUAAAACGUUUAACGUCCGCGUCGUUUCAUUUGUUUGUGAAUUGAGCUGAAUUUGUAGAAACAGCGAGUCGAGCCGAGGAGCUCCGCGGAGAAGACGUUUCCCUCCAGGCAGCGAUGUCUUCCCCAGAAGAAGAGCCAACGGCUGCCCUGUCGUCCGCCUUGUCGGCUGCUGUGUCGGCUGCCAUGGCCAUUGCUAUGGCUGUGGACGCCAAGGCGAAUCUCGCCACACUGCUGGACGAAUGGGAAGAAGCCCAGCACGGCACCACGGAGAAACUGGUGUCCAUCCUCACUAAAAUAUCGGAGCUGAUCGAACGGGAGACAGGAGAGUAUCACAAAGCAGACCCUGAUCCGUUCGAUGACCGUCACCCAGGACGGGCGGACCCAGACUGCAUGCUGGGACAACUCCUGAAGAUGCUCUUUAUGAAUGAUGACUUCACCAAUGCGCUGUUGGACACGUACAUAAUGACCAGCAGAGAGCUGAACCUCAACACAGCCGCCUGCCGUCUGCUCCAGAACAUCAUGCCGGGUCUGGAGACGGCCGUCGUCUUCCAGGAGAAGGAGGGUCUGGUGGAGAAGUUGUUCAGCUGGGCUCAUGAAGCCGAGCGGCCGCUGUGCGUCUACGCCACGGGGCUGCUGGCCAGAGCCAUGAGCAACCAGGAAGUGGCAACCAGCUACAGAGAGGAGAACACUCGGCUGGUGCCGGUCAUGAUCCGACGCCUGCAUGAGCUGCAAACCGAAGAGGCCAAGAAUCUCCUCAGUCCCACCAAGACCCCCCAGAAUCUACCUCAGGACUCUCAGGUUGAAGCCACUCAGACCUCAGGCAUCUCGACGGACCGAGACAAGACGGAGGGGGGGGCUGUGGGAGAGGAGGAAGACAGAAAAGAGAGAGACGGAGAGAGCAGCAGGACGAAGGCCAAACCUCUGUCCCUGCUCGGGUCGGCCCUGAAAAAUGGAGGCUGCAGCGGUGGGCCCAGCUCCACCCGGCUGCUUCCAGACUUUGUGUACCAAGCGAGCCCGGACCCUCAGGCCUCCAGGGAGACGGAUGACAAACAGGGAGGAGGAGGAGGAGGAGGAGGAGGGAAAAAACGGGCGGUAAAGGAGAACGGGAGGAAGGCUAAGCAGAAGCUCAACUUCACCUCCGGCUCGUCCAACAAGGCCGACGAGGAGGCGGAGAGGACCGACGCCAGCAACCAGCCUGGCAACAGCUCCUCCUGGUCUGAGAUGAGCUCGAUGGUGAUUGGCUCCGACUACUGCCUCUGCCCGCUGAGCCCGGCCAUGGAGCAGAGGCUCAUCCUGCAGUAUCUGACGCCGCUCGGAGAUUACCAGGAGCUGCUCGCCGUCUUCAUGCAGCUGGACACGCGCUCGUUGCUGAUGAACUACAUCGACCUGAGGCAGACCAAGAACGUCCAGCUCAUCUUCGACGCGCUCCUGUAUCUCGCCUCGCUGCUCCUCCAUAAGAAGUUUGCGGCGGAGUUCAUCGCUCACGGAGGAGUGCAGAGACUUCUGGAGAUCCCGAGGCCGUCUAUGGCAGCGACUGGAGUUUCACUCUGCCUGUACUAUCUGGCUUACAACCAGGACGCUAUGGAGAGGGUGUGCAUGCUGAUGGACGGCGUGCUGUCAGACAUGGUGUCCUACGCUCUCUGGCUGCUGGAGUCGUCCCACGCUUCAGGCGUCUGCCACGCCACCAUGUUUUUCUCCAUCUCUUUCUCCUUCAGGGCCGUGCUGCAGCUCUUCGACAACCAGGACGGCCUGCGGCGGCUCGUCAACCUGGUCAGCACUCUGGAGAUCCUCAACAUGGAGAACGAGGUGUCCAUGGUGAGCGAUGACCAGGUCUUCUCCAGCCGACAGACGGCCAAGCACACCUGCAUGGCCCUGCGCAGGUACUUUGAGGCUCACCUGGCGGUAAAGGCAGAACAGGUGAAGCAGUCUUUGCACACAUCAGACGAAGGCACCAUUGUUCCCCAGCAGCCAUUUUACAAGGCGUACACGUACACCAGAGAGCAGGUUAUUGAGAUGAUGGAGUUUCUGAUCGAGUGCGGGCCUCCUCAGCUCCAAUGGGAACCGGUGGAGGUUUUCUACAAGCUGUCCUGUGUUCCUUUAAUGCUGCAGCUCAUUUCUACGGCCUGCGACUGGAGGACUUACUACGGCAGGAGUGACACAGUGCGUUACGCCUUGGACAUCCUCGCCAUCCUGACGGUGGUUCCCAAAGUCCAGCUGGUGCUAGCGGACACAGUAGACAUUUUGGAUGAAACCAGGUCUCUUGUUUCCACUGUGGGUAUGAGCAUCAUCCUGGGCGUCGCGGAGGGCGAGGUGUUCGUCAACGAUGCCGAGAUCCAAAAGUCUGCGCUACAGGUGAUAAUAAACUGUGUGUGCGCUCCAGACCAGAGCCUGAACACGGUGGGUGCUUUCGCUGUCACCCCCCUCAGGCCGUCCCUUCACCCCCAGCAGCCGCCCGCCCCCCACAACAGGGUGCUGGCCCACAUGUGGCAGGUAGUGCAGAACAACAACGGUAUAAAGGUGCUGCUGUCUCUGCUGUCGGUGAAGAUGCCCAUCACAGACGCAGACCUGAUCCGAGCUCUGUCCUGCAAGGCUCUGGUCGGACUCUCUCGCAGCUCAGCGAUCAGACAGAUCAUCAGCAAACUACCGCUGUUCACCAGCGGCCACAUCCAACAGCUGAUGAAGGAGCCGGUGCUGCAGGACAAACGCAGCGAGCACGUGCGAUUCUGCCGCUACGCCGCCGAGAUGACGGAGCGAGUGUCCGGGAAGCCUCUGCUCAUGGGUACCGACGUGUCAUUGGCUCGUCUGCAGAGGGCCAACGUGGUCGCCCAGUCGCGGAUCACCUUCUCUGAGAAGGAACUCCUCAUGCUGAUCAGGAACCACCUUGUGGCGAAAGGGCUCCACGACACGGCGAACACGCUCGUUAAGGAGGCAAAUUUAUCCGUAGGAUCCCUUUGUCCGAACUCUUCCUCCUGCGUCACCCCUCCCCCCUCCCCCUCCCCACUGAUCCCCAGGACUUGCCGGCUCGCCGGCGGGAUCGCGGCUCGUGUUGCCAGCCACGUCGGAUCCUCUCCCGUGUCCUCGGUCACCGCGGUCUCCUCCACCUCGUCUCUGCCUCCCUCCCGCACCCUCAUCAGCCCUCACCCCUCAUGCUCCUCUUUACCCGCCGCUGCCCACCCCCCCCCUCCUCCUCCUCCAACUCCUCAUCCUCCUCAUGCUGGGCAGGGCUCACAUCUGGCUGGCCGGAUUUUGUUCACACGGGAACGCCCAGUGGCGUCCAGCAACUCAGGGAAAAAGCUUCGCGCGCUGAAGCAGAAGUCUGACCACGGUGCUUUCAUACAGACUCCUGCCAUGAAGAAGCAGCUGGAGCGCCACCUUCCUUCCCCCCCGACCCUUGACAGCAUCAUCACCGAGUACCUGAGGGAACAACACGCCCGCUGCCCCAAUCCUGUCACCACCUGCCCCCCCUUCUCCCUUUUCACCCCCCACCGAUGCCCCGAGCCCAAGCAGAGGCGACAGGCGUCGCCCAACUUCACGGCCCGCCUGGGGAGCAGGGUGCUGUACCCGAAGUACGGAGGAGUGGACAGAGCGUGUCUGGACAGACAUCUGAUAUUCAGCAGGUUUCGUCCGAUGUCGGUCUUCCACGAGGGCGACGGAGACGAGAGCGGCUUCACCUGUUGUGCCUUCUCAGCCCGCGAGCGUUUCCUGAUGCUGGGGACCUGCUCCGGUCACCUCAAAUUCUACAACGUCUUCUCCGGAGAGGAGGAGGCCAACUACACCUGCCACACGUCAGCCAUCACACACCUCGAACCCUCCAGGGACGGGAAAUUUCUGCUUACCUCUGCUUCCUGGAGCGUCCCGCUGUCGGCCCUCUGGAGUAUGGACGGUGUCUUUAGCUUGAAAAACUCAUUUGUGGACGAUCACUACGUCGAGUUCAGUAAACUCUCUCAGGACAGAGUCAUCGGCACCAAGGACCAAGUCGCACAUAUCUACGACAUCCAGACGGGUCAGAAGACUCUGACCCUGAACGACCCCGCCCUGGCCAACAACUACAAGAGGAACUGUGCCACCUUCAACCCCACCGACGACCUGGUGCUGAACGACGGGGUGCUGUGGGACGUGCGGGUGUCUCGGGCCAUCCAUAAGUUCGACAAGUUCAACAUGAACAUCAGCGGCGUUUUCCAUCCCAACGGCCUGGAGGUCAUCAUCAACACUGAGAUUUGGGACCUGAGGUCCUUCCACCUCCUGCACACUGUCCCUGCCCUGGACCAGUGCAGGGUGGUCUUCAACAGUAACGCCACCAUCAUGUAUGGAGCAAUGCUUCAAGCCGAUGAUGAGGUUGAUGCCAUGGACCAGCAGAUGAAGAGUCCCUUCGGCUCGUCCUUCAGAACCUUUGAUGCUACAGACUACAAGCCCAUCGCCACAGUGGACGUGAAGAGGAACAUCUUUGACCUGUGUACUGACAACAAAGACUGCUACCUGGCUGUCAUUGAGAACCAGGACACGGUGAGUCUGGACAUGGUGUGUCGUCUCUACGAGGUGGGACGACAGAAGCUGGCUGAAGAGGGAGACGACGACGAUGAGGACGACGAAGACCAGGAUGAUGAUGAUUCUUCAGACACAGAUGACGAUGACGACGACGACGACGAUGACGACAUGGACACGGACCCGCUCAUGGAGGAGCUGGCCAAUAACGACAACCGGGAAAACGGGGACCGAGGCAACUCCCCCACAGACGAAGAGAUCGCAGAUCUUCUCGGGAGCAACAGCGACGAUGACAACAACAACGACGACGACGACGAUGAUUCAGAAGAUUCAGACAACUCGUACAGAAGUGAUGAGGGAUCUGACUUACUGGGCAACAUGGAUUACUACCCACGAUCCUCUGAUGAGGACACCCAGUUCUUGCGGUCGAUCCAUGACGGGUGGUUCUCCUGACCGUCUCCUCUGUGACACUGUGAACCUCAACAAGGACUUCUGUCUCUUUUUUUAUAUAUAUAUAUAAACCAUCACUUCUCUCUCAUCGGCGAGUCGACUGUGAACGCACUGACGUGAACGUCAGCGUCCUGGAGGAUGGAAGAACAUCUGUAAUAUUCUCUCUGUAUAUAUUUUAAACUUCAGAGAGAUGACAGUGAUGACGGAUGAAUAAAUAUUUCCCAAAGAUCACGGGGCUCAGAUGAAUACACUGACGUCUCCCUCCACCUGGUUUCCUGCCUCUUGUUUCAACGGCACAGUGAUUGUAAAAGUUUUGAAUGAAAAGUAUUUGACGUUUUAUUCUGGAGGAAAAAUUGACUGAUGCAGAAUAAGUCAUUUAAUUUCAUUUGUUUUUUUCAUGUUUUAUCAAACUGUUUUUUUGUCGCGUCACUAUCGAGCUCAGAGUUUAUUUCGUUGACCACGAGCCACUGAAGAAUGUGAACUUAUUUGAAGGACAGUUUAUAGUGUUUUGUUCCCCAGUUUUCUCAUAAAUAAAUCAUCCAGGCUUGGUCUAAUAGUCAUAACACUUAG